UGCACGGCAAGCUGACUGUGUGGGGGAGAGAGUGAGACACAGUAAUAAGAGAGAGAGACAGAGACAAAGAGAGCCAGUGAAAUAGUGAAAUAGAGUGGGGUCUGACAGAAUAAUGUAGGAAACCAUACACUGAGGAACUACCCAAACCUGAAGAAGACUUUUAUGACAACGUUUAUGGGAGACCAGGACAGGGACCCCAACCUGUGGAGACCAUGGGCAGCCCCACCCCUCCUGUGCCUUCCCUCAACGUCACCAAGUCAGCCAACACAUCAUGGGCCGGGGCGGCUGGCGGGGAGCCAGGUUACAGCGAGGUGGAAAUGGUCCUCCUAGGCAUGUUGAUGUCACUGUUGGUCGUAGGCAUCGUGUUCGGCAACAUCCUGGUCAUCAUAGCCAUCUACCGGUUCCAGAGACUGCAGAACAUCACCAACUGCUUCAUCACGUCUUUGGCCUGUGCCGACCUGGUCAUGGGUCUCAUCGUGGUGCCGUUCGGUGCCUGCUACAUCAUCUUCAACACAUGGCACUUUGGCAGCUUCUGGUGUGAGUUCUGGACCGCCACUGACGUGUUGUGCGUGACUGCCAGCAUCGAGACGCUCUGCGUGAUAGCGUUGGACCGUUACCUGGCCAUAACCUCUCCGUUCCGCUACCAGUCUCUGCUGACCAAGUGUAAGGCACGCGUGGUGGUCCUGCUGGUGUGGGUGAUCGCUGGACUCAUCUCCUUCUUACCCAUCCACAUGAAGUGGUGGAUCAGUGACGACGCGGAGGCGAAGGCCUGCAUCCAGAACAGCAACUGCUGUGACUUCAACACCAACACAGCCUACGCCAUCACCUCCUCCAUCAUCUCCUUCUACAUCCCCUUAGUCGUCAUGGUGUUUGUCUACAGCCGCGUGUUCCAGGAGGCCAAGCAGCAACUACGCAAGAUUGACCGCAGCGAGGGGCGCUUCCACGCCCAUAACAACAACAUGGCAGGAGGAGGAGGAGGAGGAGGAGGAGGAGGAGGAGGAGGAGGGGUGGAGAGUAACAACGAGAGCCGAGGAGUUGGAGGAGGCUUCAGGAAGACCAAGUUCUGCCUGCGGGAACACAAGGCCCUGAAGACCCUCGGGAUCAUCAUGGGGAUCUUCACGCUGUGCUGGCUACCCUUCUUCGUCCUCAACGUGGUGGUAGCCAUCUGGAAGGUAGGGGACAUCGGACUCGCCUUCAGGAUACUCAACUGGAUAGGUUACGCCAACUCCGCAUUCAACCCCUUGAUCUACUGCAGGAGCCCUGAGUUCAGAUACGCAUUCAAGGAGAUCCUGUGCAUCAAGAAGGUCCGGUUCCCCAACAUAGGGCCUACUAAUGGAUACGUGUACAGCGGACACAGCUGGCAGAGUGAGCAGCAGGGAGGGAGGAGUAAAGGGAGCUCGGAGGACAGGGAGGACAGUGACCCAGCUGCAGACGGGUGCUCGGGGCGGGGAGAGGCCGGUGGGUGUGGAGCUGCAGACAGAACGGACCCGAACGGGAACUGCAGUAAAGGGUUAACGACUGUACUUUAACCCCUCAUAUUUGAUCUCUGGAGACAGACAGACAUAUUUCAUUACCAUCGGCCAUUGUCACUUCACCAAGUCACUGAGAUAAGACUGGAUGGAUGGAUAGAGGGUGAAUGGUGAGUGGAUUACAUGGUUGGGACUUGUUAGAUUCAGGUCAGGAGAGGAAUUUGGUUAUUUUUUUACCAGUAGGUUUGAUAAGUAGAUCUCUAUGUUUUGAUAUGUUCAUUUAGAGAGAGAUCAUGUAGAUUGUUCCAUCUACCUCACUGUGUCAAUUGAGAUAUCUUUAUUUUCUUAUCAUGUUUUAUCUAUUUCUGUCACAUUGAUUCACUAAACACAGAAACCAGGCUGGCUCAUAACUCCUUAGAGGGUGAACAACACAAGACUUGUGAUGGGUUCGAUUCCCGCUGGGGCCACUCAUAAGUGAAAUGUAUGAACAUUUGAUAAAAGCAUCUGCUGAACGGCAUAUAUUAUGAACAGUUGAGAGAGAGAGAGAGAGAGAGAGAGAGAGAGAGAGAGAGAGAGAGAGAGAGAGAGAGAGAGAGAGAGAGAGAGAGAGAGAGAGAGAGAGAGAGAGAGAGAGAGAGAGAGAGAGAGAGAGAGAGAGAGAGAGAGAGACCUUUACUACUGAGAGACAUGGACCAUGCUCCAUUUGUUUUUACAUUAACCAUUUUCUUGAGUUUCACACAAGAUAUAAACAUUUUUCAACAUCAGCGGAAUUCAUGCAGAUAAAAACACAGCGCAGAAAAUUACAAAAAAAACACGGCCAACAUCUUUAGAGAGCAGAGUUCUGUUCUGCUCAUAAUUCCUCUGGCUUCAUGAGAUACGAGAAUAACCCAGGGGAAUGGUGACAGGUGUGGUAGAACCCGUCUCUCUCUCCCCUGCCGAAACCUCACUCCUCAAAACCUCCCUUCUCAAAACCUCACUCAAAGCCUCCCUUCUCAAAACCUCACUCCUCAAAACCUCCCUUCUCAAAACCUCACUCCUCAAAACCUCCCUUCUCAAAACCUCACUCCUCAAAAUCUCAUUUCUCAAAAUCUCACUCCUCAAACCUCCCUUCUCAAAACCUCCCUUUUCAAAGCCUCACUCAAAGCCUCCCUUCUCAAAACCUCACUAAAGCCUUCCUUCUCAAAGCCUCACUCAAAGCCUCCCUUCUCAAAACCUCACUCCUCAAAAUCUCCCUUCUCAAAACAUCCCUUCUCAAAAUCUCCCUUCUCAAAACCUCCCUUCUCAAAACCUCCCUUCUCAGUCUCCCUUCUCAAAAUCUCCCUUCUCAAAACCUCCCUUCUCCGUCUCCCUUCUCAAAACCUCCCUUCUCAAACAUGCUGGCAAUGUUCUCUCCAGAAGGCACUGCUUCCUUCUCUCCACAUUAAUAUUUAUUGCUAGUUAAUUAAGGAGGAGUUUUCAGAUAUUAUCGGAGGUUUUACAUUCAUAGAAUAUUUACAAUAGCUUUGAUGUAUAGAGACGGGGAAACGAACACUUGCCUCAGGGUGCCUGUUGAGAAACAGAAUUGUCUUGUGCUGUGCGAUUCCUUUUGAUAAGUCAAUGAUAUGAGUCACAAAUAUGGUUAUUGUUUGUUGUUGUUGUUGCAAAAUAGUGGUCGUAAGUUGUGACUUUAGUGACUUCAAUCACUUUUCAAAGCCUGUGUGAUUUUGGCACCACAGUCUUGAGGUUGGAGUACCUCUAGGCAUCACCAUAUGCCUUAUCUCUGGUGUACAAUAUAUCUUUAUGUGUAGAGUUGGACACACAAGGCUUUUGCAUUCAUUGACAUGAUGAUAAUCGCUGCUGAGCCACACUUUCCCUUCACUUUGCCUUAUUAAUCUGACCCCAGUGUCACAGCAGCCAUCCCGUCACCUGUCGUCAACUAUCUGCUCUAUCUUUACCCUGCUCCACAGAAGACCAUUUCCUCUCCCAGGUCUCCCAGUGUUGCUAGCAGAAGUCAGUGGUUAGUCUGUGGUUUGUUGACUGUAUCUGUCGUUGUCGUUCUGGGAAGUAGCCUGUUUUACUGAGGGCAGAGUCAGUCGUUUCCUCAGUGAUCGGAGGGUAGGGUACAGACUGACUCCAUGGAAUAACAAACAGUCUGUGGAACCAGGCCAGAGAUAACAGUGUCCCUGUCUCCUGCCCUAGAGGUGCUGCUUACAGGACCUAGGCAGGCUGCGUCAGAAAUAACACACUCUUCCCUAUCUAGUGCACUACUUUUGACCAGGAUCCUAUGUGGUCAGCCAGUAAAUAUGAAUGAGACAACAGGUGGACUGAGAUGAGAUUGAGAUGUUUCUGAUCAGGAUGUGAUUGCUGGUGGGUCUUUGGAUCUCAGUGAAGUUUUCCAGAGUUUUUCCAAAGUAAACGGAAGUCUGGAUCGUUCAGGAAAUCUGCACAAUGAUCUGACUAGACACUGACCUGGUUCUACAGAUGUUGAUGACGUCUGAUUCGUUUUAAGUUUCUCUCUCUUUCUAUCUUUCUUCUCUCUCUGUAUCUCUCUCUUCUCUCUCUGUAUCUCUCUCUUCUUUCUCUGUGUCUCUCUCUUCUCUCUCUGUAUCUCUCUCUUCUCUCUGUAUC
Messenger RNA from Oncorhynchus gorbuscha (pink salmon), 4076 nucleotides. RefSeq names its product beta-2 adrenergic receptor-like. The transcript is spliced from 2 exons. Gene Ontology annotation, biological process: adenylate cyclase-activating adrenergic receptor signaling pathway; negative regulation of smooth muscle contraction; norepinephrine-epinephrine-mediated vasodilation involved in regulation of systemic arterial blood pressure. Gene Ontology annotation, molecular function: norepinephrine binding; beta2-adrenergic receptor activity. The record is from RefSeq and is a predicted model, not a curated record. Gene Ontology annotation, cellular component: membrane. The coding region runs from base 213 to 1529 and encodes 438 amino acids. NCBI's taxonomy places the organism in Eukaryota, Metazoa, Chordata, Actinopteri, Salmoniformes, Salmonidae.